AUGCAGCAAGUCUACACCCACGAAGGACCCUAUGAGUCAAUCCCCUCGACCGCAUCCCCAGGACUCCAGUUCCUCAAACACUUCCUCCCCGCCCUAGACACCCUCGAUCCAAACGCAAACCCCGUCUCCCCCUUCAUCCACCCCGACGCCCGAGUCUUCGUCGGCAGCGGCCCUCCAAACAGAGGCACAGACGUCGUCGGCCUCCUAAACGUCCGCCAGCGACAUAUCCGGCACUUCCACCACGAUGUCCACAAGGCAUGGGAUAUCGCACGAACAGACACAGGGAGCGAUAGCGAUACCGGUACCGAUACCCGGACGGUGAUGUUCGAGGCGACGAGCGGCACCGUCUUCCGUAAUGACCCGGAUGAAUUCGAGGUGCGGGUGCGGGAGUUUAACGUUCUCGAGCUGGAGAGGGAAGGCUCUCAGUCCGACGGCGAUGACGAGGAUAAGGGAGGGUUUGUCGCGGUCGAGAUGCGGACGUACAUGGAUGCUCGGCCGGUGCAGGACCAGGCGGCGCGAUUGCAGCGCGAGUCGGCGUAUGGGGAGGCGAAGUCAACGGGGUGA
Aspergillus viridinutans is the source of this 564-nucleotide messenger RNA. RefSeq lists its product as uncharacterized. The transcript has a single exon. The record is from RefSeq and is a predicted model, not a curated record. Lineage: Eukaryota; Fungi; Ascomycota; Eurotiomycetes; Eurotiales; Aspergillaceae. Bases 1 to 564 code for a protein of 187 amino acids.